Molecule: messenger RNA, 1059 nt
Organism: Dendrobium catenatum
Lineage: Eukaryota; Viridiplantae; Streptophyta; Magnoliopsida; Asparagales; Orchidaceae
Product: NAC domain-containing protein 73
Exons: 3
Coding region: 75-956 (293 amino acids)
Biological process (GO): regulation of DNA-templated transcription
Cellular component (GO): nucleus
Molecular function (GO): DNA-binding transcription factor activity; transcription cis-regulatory region binding
Source: RefSeq, a predicted model, not a curated record
AUUAGCUCUUGGGGAAAAGUUCCUCAGCCCCCCAGUGGGCUUGCUCAUGAGAACUUGUGGAAGUGAAGAAGAAGAUGACAUGGUGCAGCGGCUGCAACGAUGACGACGACGAUCAUGACCGUCCAGCCCACGGCGACAAGUCCUCCUCAUCGCCCAUGAUCGCUAGGAUAUGUUCUUCUUGUGGGCAUCGCGUUCAUCUUGAUGAUCAGGUUGGAAGUGCAAUUCAAGAUCUGCCAGGGCUGCCGGCCGGAGUUAAGUUUGAUCCGACGGACCAGGAGCUUUUAGAGCAUUUGGAAGGGAAGGCAAGGCCUGAUUUGCAGAAGCUUCAUCCCCUUAUUGAUGAAUUCAUUCCUACCAUUGAUGGAGAGAAUGGAAUUUGCUACACCCACCCUGAAAAACUCCCUGGAGUAACUAGAGAUGGCCUCAUUCGCCACUUCUUCCACCGACCUUCCAAGGCCUACACCACUGGCACAAGAAAAAGAAGAAAAGUUCACACCGACGAUCACGGUGGUGAAACCCGAUGGCAUAAAACUGGCAAGACAAGACCUGUCUUUAUAAAUGGCAAGGUCAAAGGCUACAAGAAGAUACUUGUUCUCUACACAAACUAUGGUAAGCAAAGAAAGCCCGAAAAAACUAAUUGGGUCAUGCAUCAAUAUCAUUUGGGUUCUAAUGAAGAAGAGAAAGAUGGAGAGCUCGUUGUAUCGAAAGUAUUCUAUCAGACACAACCAAGACAGUGUGGCUCAACUAUUAUGACAACCAAAGAUUCAACAACUAAGAUGAAGUCUAAAGGUGUCAAUGGAGAUCAAGAUAGCUCAAUUUUGAAAGAAGCAUGCAUUGUCGACUACUAUAGUUCUUCGCUUAUCUCAUACAAUCAAGGAGGGAAUCAUAGAGCAAGUUCUCCUCAUUUGAUCCCUAACUUUGGUGUUCAUGGCGGGGGUUCUUCUUUUCUUCAUUGAUGAUUUAAAAGAGAGAUAUGUACAUAAAUGUUAUGUGAUAUUCUCCCUUAAUAGCUUCAAAUUUAAACUAAUGUCAUGCCAAUUAUUUAGCAUGAUAGUUGAA